Messenger RNA from Chaetomium globosum CBS 148.51, 588 nucleotides. RefSeq lists its product as uncharacterized. The transcript has 2 exons. Gene Ontology annotation, cellular component: mediator complex. NCBI's taxonomy places the organism in Eukaryota, Fungi, Ascomycota, Sordariomycetes, Sordariales, Chaetomiaceae. Gene Ontology annotation, molecular function: transcription coregulator activity. The record is from RefSeq and is a predicted model, not a curated record. Gene Ontology annotation, biological process: regulation of transcription by RNA polymerase II. Bases 1 to 588 code for a protein of 195 amino acids.
AUGUCUGGGCUCGAAUUCGUUGUGCUCAGAACCCGCCGAGACAGGCCCGGAGCCGGUACCGGCGUGUGGGUGAUCAACAAGCAGACCCGGCGGAAGCAGUCGCCCCAAGAUGAGAUCAUCGUACACAGUUCAUACUUUGUUGUUGGGGAAAACAUCUACAUGGCCGCGAGCUUCGCCGACAUCCUCAGCUCCAGAAUAUCAACCCUCCUCCCGGCUUAUCGAAGAAGCCCUCGGCCAUCCAGCACCAAUUCGGCGACCACUUUCAUGGACGAGAACCCCAUCACCGGCAAACCAGGCGAGUUCCUGCUCGCAUCAACCGGGCGCAAGGCGGUCAAUCUAUCAACAGCAGCGGCGCUGAACGCCAAGAAGGGGGCGCUGAUGCCCAUGCUGCCGACGCUCAACACCAAGCUCGGGGGCGUGGGGUCGGGCGGCGCGGGCGGCGCGGGCGGCGGCGGUGGCGGUGGCGAGAAUCCCCUCUCGGCUAAGCCGACCGGCAAGGAGACUAAGAGCCCUAAGACGCCCGGGGGCGGGAGCUUGCAGAAGGGGAAGAAGCGGAAGGGCAGUAAGGCGGCCGUGACGCCGCAGUGA